AGUGAGGGUGUUUUAAGGCAGCAGACUAAUAAUCCCAAUUAAAACACUGAAGCAGCGGCGCCGGAAGAGACUGAACCCAAUUUUCGCCAGAAAAUCAUCGGAAGAUACACAAGCCAACAUGGAUGACUGUGAUUUGGAGUUAGACGAGAUGGAACUUGUUGCAGCAGCUGCUGGCUACUAUUACUAUAAUAGUAUUACUAAACAGCCUCGUCGAAGUAUAUCUCCUGCUGGUAAAGGGUUUAUGACUGAAGUACUAAAUGGAUGUGAUGAUUAUAGUCGUGAAAUGCUUCGGAUGGAUAAGCAUGUUUUCCUCAAGUUAUCGGAGAGCCUUCGUCAGAGAGGCAUGCUACGGGACACAUCGGGUGUUAUGAUAGAGGAGCAGUUGGCUAUAUUCUUGAAUAUAGUUGGCCACAAUGAACGUAACCGAGUAAUACAGGAGCGUUUCCAGCACUCUGGGGAAACAAUAAGCAGGCAUUUUAACAAUGUGUUAAAGGCAAUCAAGUCCUUGUCUCGCGAGUUCCUUCAGCAACCGCCAGUCUCUACUCCUCCAGAAAUUCUUGCCAGCAGUAGAUUUUACCCAUACUUUAAGGAUUGCAUAGGUGUCAUCGAUGGCAUGCACAUACCUGCACAUGUACCAGCCAAAGAUCAAUCGCGUUUUCGUAACUGGAAAGGCGACUUGUCGCAGAAUGUGCUAGCAGCUUGUACAUUUGAUCUCCAGUUUAUAUUUAUCUAUCCUGGCUGGGAAGGGUCAGCUGCAGAUUCUCGUGUAUUGAGGGCUGUCCUUGAUGAUCCAGAUCAGAACUUUCCACCAAUACCAGAAGGUAAGUACUAUCUUGUUGAUUCGGGUUACUUGAACAUGGAAGGGUUUAUAGCUCCAUAUCAUGGAAUUCGUUCCCAACUACAUGAAUAUGUAGGUGCUAAUCAAUUACCGAGGAAUGCAAAGGAGCUCUUUAACCACAGGCACUCAUCCUUGCGAAAGGCCAUUAGGAGGUCUUUUGAUGUUCUGAAAACAAGAUUUCCCAUUCUCAAACUUGCGCCUCAAUAUGCUUUUCAUACGCAAAGAGAUAUAGUUAUUGCUGCAUGUGUCAUUCAUAAUCUUAUCCGACAUGAGGAAAGAAAUGACUGGUUAUUUGCUAGUGUUGAAGGUGGGAUUACUGAAGAACUACCUGAUCCUGAUGAUCAGCCUGAUAUGCACAUGGGCAUGCCUAUACAAGAACAACUUGCAUCAGCCUUCCGUGAUUCAGUUGCUGAAUCGAUGUGGAAUGACUUCUUGAAUAAGUGGGAUGAGUGGUGAAUGAUUAGCAUAGAAAAGCCAUAUCUUAGAGGUGCUAUCAUUAGCUUGAAUAGAAAAGCUACAUCUUAGAGGAGCUAUCACUAUGAAUGAACCAGUGAAGAGUAGUCAUUUUGGUAUUUCAUAGUAUGGGUGUGGUCUUGGAGAUGGUCUUAGCCUGGCCCCUGAAGUUUUCAGGGCAACCAGCAAAUUACUCUUUUUUGUGUGAUACACCUGUCAAAAAAAAUUCGAAAGAUCUGCUAUCCGUCCUAAAAAUCCGCAUUCAUAUCCGAGAAAAAACGGAUAUUAUCCGUAUCCGAA
Daucus carota subsp. sativus is the source of this 1591-nucleotide messenger RNA. RefSeq lists its product as uncharacterized. The transcript is spliced from 5 exons. The coding region runs from base 119 to 1294 and encodes 391 amino acids. Lineage: Eukaryota; Viridiplantae; Streptophyta; Magnoliopsida; Apiales; Apiaceae. The record is from RefSeq and is a predicted model, not a curated record.